Molecule: messenger RNA, 633 nt
Organism: Mercenaria mercenaria
Lineage: Eukaryota; Metazoa; Mollusca; Bivalvia; Venerida; Veneridae
Exons: 3
Coding region: 1-633 (210 amino acids)
Source: RefSeq, a predicted model, not a curated record
AUGGAAUCUGCUGAAAAAUUAAAAGCAGAAAAAGUUAAUUCAGACAAAGAUGUAAAAGAAAAGUCCGAAAAGGAAAUUUUAAUCAAGUUAUCUAAGGAAAAAAAGAAGAAAAGGGAUAGGAAAAAGAGGAAAGUAGAUAAAGAGAGAGAUAGAUUUUAUGAUGAAAAAGUGGAAUCUGAUAUAGACAGAAGAAUAGUGAUUCAGGUGUCUCAGAAUACAGAGGAUCGAACAGUAUGGGAGGAAGAGGAGAGACAAAGAAAGAAAAGAGACAGAGAAGAGAGAAGAAGAGAUAAAGAAAAAAUGAAAGAAAAUCAAGAAGUCCCUUUACAAGAAGGGAAUUCUGAAAGAAAAACGAACCUCCCCCAAAAAAAAACCAAAAGCAAAAAGCGAAAGAAUGAAGUGUUGUCAAUUCUCCCCACCCCAAAGAAACCGACUUAUGACGAAGUUUCUUCAAGUGAGUCUGAGAAAGAACCAGAACCAGUGGCUGGAAAGAUAGAAACUAUUUCAAGGAUUGAAGUGAAGGACAGUAGUGCUAGAGAAGUCACUGCUCCAUUUGUUGAGGCAAACGACAAAGAAAAUGAUUUUGAUUCUACCCAGAGGAAAACAGAAAAAUUUCAGUAUACAGAAGGAUGA